Molecule: messenger RNA, 3530 nt
Organism: Linum trigynum
Lineage: Eukaryota; Viridiplantae; Streptophyta; Magnoliopsida; Malpighiales; Linaceae
Source: the annotation of a GenBank genome assembly
CCUCGGGCUCAAUGUUAGCUCGUUGGCUCCCGCUGACAAAACAUGGAGCCGCCGGCGAAGGACUAGGCGAUCAUCGGCAGCGCACUCGCCACACUUGGAAUGGCUCCCAGUUUAUGCAGAUUGGUUCUUUCGCUCCCCUUUCCCCGAAAGACUCGAGCUUUACCUCGUAACCUUCACUCGUGCACCUGGGUCUUGAAACCAGACACUGCAGGGUCGAGUGCCCACCAACUGUUUGUUCAAUUGCCUAUACCAGAUACCAGAACCGCGACAAAGUUAAUUGGGCAGUUAGCCAGACAGAAGCAACACAGAGAGGCUUUACGAUUGUUUUCUGAAAUGCUCUAUCGGAACAUUAGACCCAGUGAGUUCACUUUUGGGACUGUCAUUCCAUUGUCCACAGCAAUCAAGGACAUCGAAUUGGGGAGGCAGUUCCAUUGUUGUGCUUUGAGAAUGGGACUUCACUCUGUAGUCUUUGUGGGAACUGCACUGCUAGAUUUUUACGCAAAGUUAGUUUCGUUACACGAAGCUCGAAUGGCAUUUGAGGAUAUAGACCACCCCAAUGUUGUCUCAUACACAACUCUGGUACAUGGGUACCUGAAGAAAGGCUCUUGCAAGGAAGCUAUCAGGCUCUUUAACCGGAUUCCAGAGAGGAAUGUGGUGUCCUGGAACGCGAUGAUCGGUGGGCUUAGCCAAAUGGGUCACAAUGAAGAAGCUAUAAAUAUCUUUGUUCACAUGCUGAGACAAUGCGUAACACCUGUUGAAUCCACAUUUCCUCGUGCUAUCAUUGCUGCUUCAAAUGUAGCAGCAAUUGGAAUGGGCAAAAGCUUUCACGCUUGUGCUGUCAAAACGAAUUGCCAUCUCGAUGUGUUUGUUGCAAAUUCCUUGAUCAGCUUCUACUCGAAAUGUGGGGAUAUGGAGGAUAGUCUCCUGGUCUUUGACAAGCUUCCUGACAGAAAUGUGGUCUCUUGGAAUGCUGUGAUUUGUGGGCUUGCACAGAAUGGAAGAGCAAAGGAUGCUUUGAUGUUCUUUGAUAGGAUGCUGGCAUCAGGUUUUAACCCGAACGAUGUCACCCUUUUGGGUGUUCUAUGGGCUUGCAACCAUGCUGGUCUUGUCGAUGCAGGCUACUCACAUUUCAACCAAGCAAGGAUCAGGAACCCCAGCGCAUUGAGACCUGAACAUUAUGCGUGUAUGGUCGAUCUACUCUCUCGCUGUGGUCGAUUCCAGGAAGCUGCAGCAUUCAUCAUGAGCUUGCCAUUCGAUCCUGGUAUCGGGUUCUGGAAGGCAUUGCUCGGAGGGUGUCGAAUACACUCGAAUGAAGAAUUGGGCGCACUGGCAGCCCGAAAGAUCUUAGCUUUGGAUCCUGGGUGUGACGUUUCGUCUUAUGUAAUGCUGUCGAAUGCUUAUUCCUCGGCGGGCAAAUGGGGUGAGGCAUCAUAUGUAAGGAGAGAAAUGAAGGAGAAAGGGCUAAUGAGGGUUUGUGGAUGCAGUUGGAUUGAAAUCAAAGGUGAAGUUCGUGUUUUCACUAAUAGAGAUGAGAACUGUAAGCAUAAGGAUGAUAUUUAUUGGAUGCUGAAUUUUUUGGUUGAGCAAUCGGUAAUGGCUACCGGCCAUCUUUGAACAGGAUUUCUGUGUUUAUGUGUACAAGCUAACAUACUUUUCUGUAUUCAUCAAGGUAGGGUAAUUUAUUAAUCUUAAUCAGCUUCUGGGAUUUUGGCCCAUUUUCCUCUUUCUUUGGCCUGCUUGAUGAGGCCAACCACAAAUUUUAGAUAGUUCGAUCUCUGCUGCUCGUGACAACAACAACAAAACCUGCCCAAACCAAAUAUGGAUGAACCUAAAAUAUGGACCAAUGUGGGACAACUAAGAAAAGUUGGGCUUGUGACAUCUACAAAAACAAGAAAGGAUGCUCAUAGGAGGACCAGCUAUGGCCUUCACAUUCCAACUGUGAAAAAUAUGUUUACAGGUUGGAUGAUAUCAAAUUCGCAAUCGUGGUUACCCGAUAGUGCUCAACCCAGUCAACAUGGAAAAUUCUCAUGUUGAUUGGGUAUGGGACUGGUGUUGGUAAAAUCGCAAAAAAAUUGAUAGGGAUGAAGACAACUCUUGCCCCAUAUAUGUACUCAUAUCAGCCUCACAAAGAGUACUUCUUCAUAUAUUAAAAACAUAGUGAUCAUAUUGUAACAACUCAACUUACAGGAAGGGUGAUUCGGAAAAAAAUUAGAGAGUUGAAAUGCAAUUGAGUGGUCAUGGUCACCCAAACCAAAUACUAAUUCUUUGUCUCAAUUCGCCAUUCACUCUUUAACUUAUUUCCCCUCUGUUAACAAGAUUAUAUUAGUUAUUUAUUGAUUAAUAAAUAUGUGGGAGUCAAUUGUGUUGUACUUAUCGAUUAAUGGAUAUUUAAGGAUUGAAUGCUUUGAAUUCGUAUUGAGAAUGAUUGUACCUUUGCCGAUUUUGUGAUUUAUUAUGUAUGUUUAGUGUUAUAAAUGAAAAUCUACAUGCUGAGUUUUACAUAUAGUAAUACUGGAUAUCCGGAUCGGGUAUUACCCACGAGUACCCAAAAACUGCGACAAUGGGGUUGGAGUAGCAAAACCUCCUCAGAUGGUUAUGAGAUGAGUAUGAAUUUGAAUAUUUAAAAAUAAUGAUGUGUAUGAUUUAUGGAAAUCCUCCCAAACCUGUCUCAUUACCAACCCUACUGACAUGGCACACAGUCGUCAGAUCAUACGUUGAGCGUUUCAAGUAACCAGUGAUUGUCCACCCUAGGACUAUAUGGUAUUAGCUAAAUUUUUAGAGGGGAGAGGUUUGUAUUUUAAAAGUCUCUAAGUCAAGCAUCUCAUUAGGUGCAAUGAGAUAUUUGGCCAAAAUACCAUAUUAUCCAAAUGACCUAACCAAACCACUUGUCAUUGAAGAGUUUUAAAAUUUUAACUAUUUUCUCGUUCAAAUAAACAUAAGUCGACAUAAACAUUAAAGCAAACACAUAUCUAAGUCGGGUUGCCAUAGUAACAAGUAAAAGUGAAUAUCGAUAUUAAAGCCUUCAACAAACUUAAUACAAAAUCUCAGAUGAGGUAAAAAUGUCCUGCAACUACCCUUCUCUUUUACCAAAAAGAACAAUAAACUAAAGGCUAACAUUCAAUCACCAAAAAGACUUUCAAUGUCUCCUCCCUUCUCACUCCACCGCCCAAACCACCUGAAAAGAAACCAGUAGGAAAUCAGAAAAGGAGAGGAAGGUCCAGCAACAGAGAUAGUAAAUGCUCUGAGAAAUGGAAGGGCGGAGAAGCAAGAUUUAUUGACCCUCUACCAGAUAGCUCACAGAGAAUCAGAGGGGCACAAGGAAUGUACUGCCAACGAGCACCUGAGAUAGAGACAGGGGUGAACGGCGGCUCAAUCAUGAGCUCCCAGGAUAAUAAAUGCGCAAGGAGAGAUGCAGGAAGAAUUAAGAGCACUAGACCGGGCUACCCACCAGGAUCUACCAGUAAAACUCAGACAAUAGGAGGGAAAUUCAGAAGGGGGAGUAGAGCGGCCAAUAAAUGCAGCAAUAAAUG